This is a messenger RNA of Aspergillus fischeri NRRL 181, 681 nucleotides long. RefSeq lists its product as uncharacterized. The transcript has 4 exons. Lineage: Eukaryota; Fungi; Ascomycota; Eurotiomycetes; Eurotiales; Aspergillaceae. Gene Ontology annotation, cellular component: fungal-type vacuole membrane. The record is from RefSeq and is a predicted model, not a curated record. Bases 1 to 681 code for a protein of 226 amino acids.
AUGGCUUCCGCAAAACCUCCAUCUGAAAGCCUCCAAGCCAUCCCAACUACAGUUACAGUUUCGCAACACAGACACCAAAAUGUGGCCAAGGAAGGACACGAGGGCGUGGACGCCUGGCUGCAGGCGUUAGGUGCCUUUCUCAUUUACACAGCAACAUGUGCCUAUGGCUUGUACGAAAGCUUCUAUGAAACAACCCUGUUGUCUUCCACGCCCUCGACCACAAUUUCUUGGGUCGGCACGCUACAGGGUGUCAUUCUCAUCUUGGGGGGCGUCAUAAUGGGACCGAUCUUCGAUCGUGGAUAUAUCCGGGAGCUCUUAAUCAUAGGUACAAUAACCACAGUAUUGGGCGUCAUGAUGCUGAGCUUAGCCCGCGAGUACUACCAGAUUCUCCUGGCACAGGGUGUUUAUAUCAGUAUGGGAAGUGCAAUCCUAUAUAUGCCCAGCAUCAGUCUCGUUGCGUUGAGGUUUCAACAACGUCGCCCAUUGGCCAUAUUCAUAGCCACCACCAGCACCGCAUUUGUUCUCGGCUUCGUGACACUAGGUGAAUUAACUAUAGCAAUGGCAAUCAUGUUACCCAACACCAAGAGCAAGGCUCCCAAUAAUAUCCGCUCCCUUCUAGAUCCCACCGCAUUCCGCGACCCAGCGUUUAUGGCCUUCUGCGUAGCUCUAUUCCUCAUAUAG